AUGAGAUUGGGGCUUUUUUUCAUCUCACAUGUCCAAUCGUUCGCGACUAAAUAUGCGAGGUCUGAGCCUGAGGAUGUAGAAAACCUCUCCGAAAGCCAGAAACAGACCAUCAUCAACAGUUUCGGGGUAAACUGCGUGCAAGAGAAAUGGGAUUUCCUCAUAAAACUCCUUCCAGAUCUAAUCCGUGAGAAGAUCCUCCAGGUAUUUCUGGAAUCUUUGAUUUUCCAAGAGAUUUUUCGCAGGUUUUUCAUGAAUCCUUGGUGGUACAUGGAUGGGAAAAUGCAUCCGUCAGACAAAGGAGAUGAUAAGUUCGUAUGUAUACCACAACUUUCCGCUCAAAGAUAUGUUUUAUUGACCACGCUCAUUGCUAUAGCAAACCCACUCAUGGCGGGACUAUGGAGAUCUGAAACCAACCGCCUUGCAAACGCGACGCAUUUCCAGCAGGCACCGAAAAUAGAACUUGGAACUUACCAUCGGGACCGCCGCCAUGAGCCUAUCAAGUGGCUGCUUAAAGAGACAUCAAGCGAAGAGGAGAUUGAAACGCGGUAUGCACAACUUCACGAACUCUACAAGAUGGCAGUGGAAUGCGCCGCAGAAAUGGGAAAUAUACGAGGCAACAUCAGUCUCCAAAGUUUGGCGGUGCUGCCUCAGACCUUCAACGCGAGCGCAGGUGACAGGGUCUUGGCACAUGAAUACCACUGCUUACGAAAUAAUAGCCCUAAACUGGAUGAUCGUCGGAUAUUGUUUUUUGUUUACCCAGGGAUAGUCCGCAGACAUAUUUCUGCUCUGGAACGACAUAACAUUGAAUACAGCAUCCCAGCAUAUGUUGUGGUCUCUUCCCCAGGGGAAAAGGCGCCAUAA
Messenger RNA from Penicillium vulpinum, 861 nucleotides. RefSeq lists its product as uncharacterized. The record is from RefSeq and is a predicted model, not a curated record. NCBI's taxonomy places the organism in Eukaryota, Fungi, Ascomycota, Eurotiomycetes, Eurotiales, Aspergillaceae. The transcript has 3 exons. The coding region runs from base 1 to 861 and encodes 286 amino acids.